Baudoinia panamericana UAMH 10762 is the source of this 678-nucleotide messenger RNA. RefSeq lists its product as uncharacterized. NCBI's taxonomy places the organism in Eukaryota, Fungi, Ascomycota, Dothideomycetes, Mycosphaerellales, Teratosphaeriaceae. The record is from RefSeq and is a predicted model, not a curated record. The transcript has 3 exons. Bases 248 to 520 code for a protein of 90 amino acids.
GACGCUGCCGCAUUUCACCAACUGGUAACAAUGUACUGCCUCUCCAACCAUAAGCCGGUGGGUACCCUACGUAGCUCGGCAUUGGGGACGCCCGUAUGCAGCAUCCAUUGAGCGGUAUAGAUAAAGGUCGCCGCGUAAGUGGAGCGUAUCCCAUGCCUGAGAGCCCAAAGUCAACAAAGUCAACAACAAGGAGAUAGCUUCACGGACCAUUGUGCCCAUACUCAUUGGCUCACGUUCCAAUCAACCGAUGUCACACGGCUACUCAUCCUACUUCAUCAAUCAGCUUUCUCAAGAUCGGUACGGCACCGAUGUGCCGACCCUGUGGAACGAGAUAGAACGUCUCAACCGGAGGCUCAGACACAAGAGCGACGCUCUGCUGCGCAAGGAGCGCGAGUACAACGAUCUCAAGCGGCGGCACGAGAAGCUGAAGUCCAGCUAUCGAAUCAUCUUCGAUGCGUAUGAUCGUGUGGUUGACACGCUGAAGGAGGAGCGUAGGCGUUGGAGGAGGCUCGCUUACUAGACAAUGCCAACCCAAACGCACUCUACUGAGGCAAGGCCCGUCAACGUGGAUACAACCGUCUACAUGCAUGUAGGCAACGAACGCUGUUUUCAAUAAGUGCUGAAAUCAUUGAAGCUGCGGUCUUGGAAAACAGGAUCGCACGUGUUGAAAAGACGUAA